Armigeres subalbatus is the source of this 1340-nucleotide messenger RNA. It is a transcript of the gene mRpS9, whose product is annotated as small ribosomal subunit protein uS9m. The record is from RefSeq and is a predicted model, not a curated record. Gene Ontology annotation, biological process: translation. The transcript has 8 exons. Gene Ontology annotation, molecular function: structural constituent of ribosome; RNA binding. NCBI's taxonomy places the organism in Eukaryota, Metazoa, Arthropoda, Insecta, Diptera, Culicidae. Gene Ontology annotation, cellular component: mitochondrial small ribosomal subunit; ribosome. The coding region runs from base 96 to 1283 and encodes 395 amino acids.
UGUAUGUCAAAAACGCGGUUCGGCCUGCGGCGACUGCGGACUGAAACGAAUGUGUUUUUUUAUGUUGCUCGAUCCGUGUUGGGAUAAUUGAAAACAUGGCAAAUAUCGCCCAAAUUAUUACUCGUUUUAGCUUGCCAUCGGUACAGAACCGCUUCCUGAUAGCAGCGAAGACAUGUCAACCCAUUUUGUAUUCCACGAGUGCGGGUACUUCCAAUCUCUCGGAGGAUACGUCGGUGACGGAGCCAAAGAAGGGAAAAGUUAGCAAAGCAAUGAAGGCUUACUUGGAGCGUGCCAAAGCACAUGAUGAGUUCAUGAAAGUUCAGAAUCUUGAAUUCAAACUGGGCAAGCGUCAUCUGGCCAACAUGAUGGGCGAAGAUCCAGAAACCUUCACCCAAGAUGAUAUCGAUAGAGCUAUCCAAUAUCUACUUCCUUCGGGAUUGUACGACAAAAAAGCUAGACCCAUGAUGAAGCCACCGGAGGAAGUCAUUCCUCAGCGCAAAGCUGCGGAAUUCGACGAAACCGGGAGACCGUUUCACAGUAUGUUCUACACUGGAAGGCCCAACUACUAUAAAAUGCUUUUCGACAUUGUAGGCAAUAUUAAUAAUCUGAAUGCGUUCGAGGAUCGUAUGAUUCGGAAGCAACUGCAACCAGAUCCCACACAACAAAUUGAUACUUCCGGUACAGAAUGGUUGAAAAAAGAUGUUCUCGAGAAGCUUCUGCUCGAAGACAUUUCUGAUAAAGAAUAUGAGAACUUCGUCAGUGCGAUGACGAGGCUCGUUCAGCAUCCUUACUCAUACAGAGAGUUAGCAUUUAUUGACCAGUACCGUAAACCGUUACUGGCGAAAACAGAUGCUGAUCAGAUUCCAAAGCCAAGGUUGGAUGAGAAUGGUAGAAGUUUCAUUACAAUUUACGAAUGUCUUCGGAAAUCGGCUCGAGCAGACGUGACUAUCAUAGCUCCUGGAUCCGGCAAAAUCACAAUAAAUGGUGAAGACAUCACAUACUUCAAAGACGUGCAGCCUAGAGAACAAGUACUAUUUCCUCUGAUCUUUUGCGAUAUGGUUGGCAAAGUUGACGUUGUAGCUAACGUGGAAAAUGGAGGAUACUCAGGUCAAGCGGGAGCUAUCCGUUGGGGAAUAGCGAUGGGCUUACGUAGCUUCAUCGACGUCGAAACCAUGGAUAAAAUGAGAAUGGCUGGCCUGUUGCAGCGUGACUAUCGUCGAAGGGAGCGUAAGAAGCCUGGACAGGCAGGUGCCCGUAGAAAGUACACGUGGAAGAAACGUUAAUCGGUUUUCGUAUAUUUGAACGCAAAUAUUGAACAAAAUAAGUAAAAGUAAUUCAAA